GCAUCGCCCAAUUCGGCGAAGUUUGCCGUUGGCCGGUAUUGUAUUUCAAGCAUAAAAUGGAACAAACCAUCUGUCAUUUCUAGCGCGAAAUUGUCUUGUUUACGUUAAAUAAAAGUUAAAAGUUGGAAUAUUAAUUAUAAAUCCGCCAUUUGUUUGUUUGUUUUUGAUUAGUUAACAACUUAAAAUUAUGCUAGCAGCUGCAUUAAUUGCUUUGGCAACUGACCAAAGGAAUAUGUUACGAGCUCAUAGACGCCAUUUAAGGCAUGCAACUGACCCAUUUCAUUUACCAGAAGCUCGGUUUGAAGAGCUUUUUCGCUUUAAAAAAGAAGCUGCAAUUGCUCUAUUGAAUGAAAUAAGUCCUUUUAUGAAAAACGGAGAAAAAGGCACUAAGGAUGACUGCAGCACUGCAUUACUUUGCAACGGGAUCGUUUUUAAGGGAUGUUGGCCAGGAUUUCGUUUGCUCUUUAAGUAAAACAAUGGUUUGUCGUUCUAUAAAAGAAGUAACCUACAUCAUAGAAGAAAAGUUGAUGUGCAAUUAUAUUAAAUUUCCAACUACACUGGAGGACCAAAACAGAAUUCGACGAAGCUUUUUUUCUGCUACUGGUUUUCCUGGGUGCAUUGGUGCUAUUGAUUGCACGCACAUAAAGAUUAAAAAGCCAAGGGCCGAUGUUGAGAGCUGCUAUAUUAAUAGAAAAGGAUAUUUUUCAAAAAAUGUGGAAUUAUUAUGCGACUACAACCUUAACAUAUUGGCUGGCAAUGCACGUUUUGGUGGUAGUACCCAUGAUGCAUUCAUAUGGGAAAACAGUAAAUGCAAGGAGUUUUUGGAAAGACAAUAUAGUCGUGAUGCAAAUACAAGUUGGCUGAUUGGAGGUUCUGGAUAUCCACUACAGCCAUGGCUAAUGACGCCGUUUCGAAAUCCGGAAACGACUGGCCAAACCAAUUUAAAUUUUUGUCAUAUUCGGGCUCGAAACUGUGUGGAAAGACUAAAUGGGGUCCUAAAUAAAGGAUUCGCUUGCUUGUCACAUGAACGUGGAGUUCUAGUUAAACCAGAUUAUGUUGGUUCAAUAAUUAACGUUUGCUUAACUUUGCAUAAUUUCAGAUUGAAGCAUAACUAUUCCCGACGUAUGCCUAAUUACAAAUUCAAAUAGGGAAGCAGACUUUUCCGAAGAAAAUCGCUCAAACGACAAUAUUUUAAACCAAGGAAGAAGGGUUCGGGAGAGCAUAGUACGAAAUUAUUUCAAUUAAUAUUACAUAACAAACCCAGUUUGUUAAAAUGAAUAUCGCUAGGUGUUAUUGGUGUCAAGGUACAUACACUGUUGGCCAUAUCUUUUUGGACCAAACUCAAAAUGAUAUUGUUGCCACUUCUAGUAAAACAAGUGGAAGUUCUUAUUGACAAGAAACGUGAAUUUCUUAUUUAAUAAAAUGCGCAAGACCGUUUGUAAAAAAAAUAAGAUACUCAGUGCUAAUUUGUAUAACAUGCGCUCGUUAUAUGAAAAUAAAAUUAUAGUUUAAAAUAACUAAAAACACGCUGUUAUU
Rhagoletis zephyria (snowberry fruit fly) is the source of this 1536-nucleotide messenger RNA. RefSeq names its product putative nuclease HARBI1. The record is from RefSeq and is a predicted model, not a curated record. Lineage: Eukaryota; Metazoa; Arthropoda; Insecta; Diptera; Tephritidae.